UUGGCUGCAGUGCGCUCUCGCGCGCCUGUGGAGAGCAGGGGGCUCGAGGAAGAGGCCGUUGGGCUCGAUCGUUUAGCGGGGAUGGCAGGUAUCCCGUUUUGCGCAUGCGCCGAAUUCGCUUAAAGCCGCCUGAGGAGUUUCUUGCUUUUGGAUGCUUUAUGGAGCUGAAGCGGACUGUUGCUGUUUCCUCGAAGGCCACCGUCUCUUCUGUCUGCUUGUGAAGAAGGUGAAUGAAGAUGUCAAAAGACCCAGAGGCUCCUCUCUCCUUAUCUGACUGCCAGUGUAAUAUUUGCAUGGACAUUUUUGUGGAACCAGUCACAUUACCGUGCCAUCACACAGUCUGCAAUUCCUGUUUCCAACUUACAGUGGAAAAGGCCAGCUUGUGCUGCCCUUUCUGUCGUCGGCGAGUAUCUUCUUGGGCACGGUAUAAUGCCCGCAGGAACACUCUUAUUAAUUCAGAAUUAUGGGCAAAGAUUCAGAAACAUUUUCCAGAAGAAUGCCAGCGCAGACUUAGUGGACAAGAGACAGAAGAAGACGCAUGUUUACCUCAACCACUACGCUGCUUAAGUAAGCCUGGAGAAUUAAGACAGGAAUAUGAAGCUGAAAUAACCAAGGCAGAAGCAGAACGACGUGCUCACGAAGAAGAAGAGAGCAAAGCAAGUGAACAGUAUAUUCAAAGACUCCUAGCGGAAGAGGAACAAGAGCAGAAGUUAAUAGGAGAAUGGAAAAAGCAGAUGGAAGAACAGCUUUUACAAGAUGAAAUGUUGGCACGUGAGCUCAGUUUUAGUUUGAAUAGCUCUACCGAAGAACGUAUGAGCAAUGGUCUAUCACCUGGUCUAUCUCCUGAUUCCUGCAAAACAUCAAAAAAUAAAUCAAACAGUUCUGCAGACAUUAAAAAGUAUUUGUCUCCGAAGUCCUGCAAGAUCUUAGCUCCCAACUUGCUAGUCAGAAAAUCAGAAGAAGAAAACACCGGCUUUUCUGGGGUCAGUAGCAAAAAUAGCUUUACAUUAGAGAAAGAAGAAAGAAUGGAUGAAAUGCCCACAAAAUCUCUGCAGACUAUCAGUGUGGCUAGAAAUACUGUGGGUUCUUAUAUAGAACCAGCUUGCAAGAUGAAUGGACUUGCUAGUGUCACAUAUAGGGAAGACUGUGAAACUAUGUGUCUUUUCUCAAAGAGCGGUAUGGCUGGUUAUGAUGUAAAAAAAGACAAUUUUACAGGAAACCUGGAUUGGCCAAACCAUCCAGGAAAUGCUGCUCCCCAGGAAACACUUAUUUCUGUAACAUCUGAUAGCCAGCAAGACUGUAGCAUUCCAACUUGCAACCAAGUAACAAUGGAAAAUAAAAAUGAGUCACUAAAACUGAUUACUACAGGGAUUCCUAAGAGAAAAUCUCAAGAAUCACCCUCCGAAGCAGUGGUGGAUUUGGUUAUGAAUGAUAAAAGAAGAAGAACUUUUGCACAAAUAGAUGAUGAAGAUAUGUAUGAUAUACAACAACAAAUACAUUUGGAGCAGAAAAUUUAUGAAAGAUAUAAGCAAGAAGAAGAAGAUAGACUUCUAGCUCUGAAGCUUCAGAGGGAAGUAGACAAAGAACAGAAAACACUAAACCGCAAAAAAGGCUCUCCAGAUGAGUACCAUUUACGCCCUAAAACAUCUCAGUCCGAAAAGGAAUCUCCGGUGCUUAGGAAACCUUGCAAGAAUAGCCAGACUGACAGAGAACAACGAAAAUUACGAAGAAGCUCUCAUAAUGAGAACCAGAAGCCCUCUAACAAACUUCAGACAAAGUCAUCUCCAAAAGGAGGGAAUGUUUUGAACUGUGUCCUUAACAGCCCUGCCUCUAAGAGUUCAGCAUUAUUGCCAAGCAAACAAAAAACGAUCGUUCAGAUGUUUAAGAGACCUGCAACUAACUAGCAGAUCAACAGUUGAUGUGAAGAAUUAUAGUAUAGAAAGGGAUUAAACAAUGGACAUUGUCUUGAAAAAUUGAUCAGUUCCUCCCACUUACGUGGUUGAAAACCAGUAGUGCCUGCUCUGUAGCUGUUAGGUAUGACUUCUUUUUCCUUCCUAGUACAUGCAUGGCAUUAGGUAAUUCUGAAUGCCAGGAAUAUUUGCUUUAAGCUACAUGUACUAUACAUCUGGUAGUUUAGUGUCAGAAUAUGUAAACAAAGCAACUCCCUGUUACACCUCUACCUUGUAAAUAUAUCAGAAAAGAGCAAAUGGCUUUGAUUUAGACUGGACCAUAAUUUCUGAUGCAUUUAUAGAAAUAUACUACCAUUCCUGCUGUUUGUUUUGUUUACAAGUUACAAGAUUUAUAUGUUAAAUAUUCCAGAAAUCUUUCUCUAUGGAUGUUUGCAACAGAUUACAAAGAUGCCUUCAGGUAUUCCCAAGUAGACUAGUUUUUCAGAUUCAUCAGCUUAUAAUUUGUUUAGAACAUCAUCAAUUAAAAUGACUUUUAAGUCUCUUGAGAUUACAAA
Anolis sagrei ordinatus is the source of this 2464-nucleotide messenger RNA. It is a transcript of the gene RNF168, whose product is annotated as ring finger protein 168. Gene Ontology annotation, biological process: protein ubiquitination; double-strand break repair. Gene Ontology annotation, cellular component: site of double-strand break; nucleus. Gene Ontology annotation, molecular function: ubiquitin-protein transferase activity; nucleosome binding. The record is from RefSeq and is a predicted model, not a curated record. Lineage: Eukaryota; Metazoa; Chordata; Lepidosauria; Squamata; Anolidae.